GGACAUGCUCUAUGAGGAUGUGCACAGAGAAGAAGGGCCCCAGGGUGCAGGCAAUGAUUGGAGCUCCAGUGAGUUUGAGAGCUACGAAGAGCAGUCUGAUGCCGAAAGCAAACUACCAACCCUCAGCAAGGUUCAUCAGCUAAUGAAGGCCGCCAGGAGUGGGACCAAGGAUGGACAAGACCAGAAUAGCCUUUAUGCGGAAAGUAUCCUUCCUGCACAAGAAGGACCACUCAGAGGAUGUGGAGGAUGACGCAGGGUACCUGGAUGUGGCUGUGUCAGAUGUGAAACAUCCUCCUGCACAGCUGAGCCCUAUGCCUGAGGGACUGAGCAGCCAGCAGGUGGUCAGACGUCACAUCCUGGGCUCCAUCAUUCAGAGUGAGCGCAGUUAUCUUGAAUCCCUCAGGAGAAUCCUUGAGGAGUACCAGAGCCCCUUGCUGGAGGCGGACCCACACAUCCUGAGCCCACGGAAGAUCCGGCUUGUAUUUUACCGCCUACGGGAGAUCACUCAGUGUCACUCCAUGUUCCAGAUCGCACUGGCGUCACGUGUGGCUGAGUGGGACAGCAGUGAGAAGAUUGGGGACCUAUUUGUGGCCUCGUUUUCUAAGUCGAUGGUGCUAGAUGUUUAUAGCGACUAUGUCAAUAACUUCACCAAUGCCAUGGCCCUCGUAAAAAAGGCAUGCAUGUCCAAACCAGCCUUCCUGGAAUUCUUAAAGAUGAAACAGGCGUCCAGUGUUGACCGGAUCACCCUGUACGGCCUCAUGGUGAAGCCCAUCCAACGCUUUCCCCAGUUCAUCCUAUUACUGCAGGACAUGCUGAAGAACACACCUAAGGGUCACGUAGACUGCCUGCCUCUGCAGCUGGCUCUGACUGAACUAGAAAUGUUGGCCGAUAAGCUGAAUGAACAGAAGCGUGUGGCCGACCAAAUAGCUGAGACUCAGCAGCUAGCACGCAGUGUCAGCGACCGCUCGCUCAGCAAGCAACUGAACUCAGACCAGGGGUCGCUGGUGCUUUGUGAGACACUGAUUGAGACGGUGUAUGGGGAGCGAGGCCAGGUCCUGAAGUCUAAGGAGCGCAAAGUCUUCCUCUUCAACGAUAUCCUCAUCUGUGCCAACAUCAACGUCAAGGGGCCCCUUGAUAUCAGCAGCCUAGUCCCUGUUGGUCCUAAGUACACCAUGAAGUGGAGUGCCCCCCUGCUGCAGGUCCAGGUAGUGGAGGUGGGUCAGGAGGCCUCCCAGGAGACCCUGUUCCAACAUGGCGGUGGCAAGCACCCUGGUAGUGCCUGUCCCCCAGGGAAAGUGAUCCUGGGUCCUCCACGGCUUUACCAGGAACUCCUGGACCUGCAGCACGACUUGUCUGUGGUGGAGGAGGUCACACUACUGGUGGGAACACUACAGGGGACAUACCAGAACCUGAACACGACUGUGGCCCAGGACUGGUGUCUAGCUCUACAGAGACUCAUUCGGAUCAAGGAGGAUCAACUUCAGAGUGCCAACAAGUGCCGCUUACGCCUGCAGGUGCCUGGGAGACCAGACAAGUCGGGACGUCCCGUCAGCUUCAUGGUGGUUUUCAACACGCCCAGCCCCCUCAGCAAGAUCUCCUGGGUCAACCGGCUGCACCUGGCCCAGAUUGCGCAGCGAGAGGAGAACACACCAGGAUGGUUCUGUGCAGAGGAUGAAGGGAAUACCAUGUCACCAUUUUGGCCUUUACUGGCGUGCCGUGUGCCUGUCUUUACCACCAAAUCCUCGGACAGGAAGUUUGAAGCUGCCCUUCACACUCCAGGACAGUUCUCUGCAGGGUGCACCUUGCUACCUCAAGGCUACCUCUGGGUGGCCAGCGGAGGAGAUGUCACCCAGGGGCAGGUGGAGAUAUUCUCCCUGAACAGGCCCACACUGCGCCCAGUGAAGAGCCUCCAGGUGGGGGCCCCAGUGAGGUGUCUGGAGUAUGUGCCUGAAACCAGACCCUCAGAGGAGGUGGAGGCUGUAGCCUUCAGGAGCUCUACUGGGGUGGGGAACACCAUCUGUUUGGGACUAGAUGAUGGAAGCAUCCUGGUGUAUGGCAGUGUGAACACUGAGGCCCAGUGCCUGUUGAACCUGCGGAACCCUCAUAGCUGCCCUGUUCUGUGCCUCAAACACUGCACCAACUUCCUGUUUGCUGGGCUCAGGGAUGGAACCAUGAUGGUCUAUAGAAGAAGUAAUGGAGGUGAGUUGUGGGAGCCAGACUCCAGCAGGACUGUUAUUGUGGGCCCAGAGCCGGUGAGGACACUUCUGGUACUGGAGGACUCUAUGUGGGCCAGCUGUGCCAACUCUGUGACUAUCAUCGAGGGCUCCAGCCUUGCCACCCAGAGGUUUGAGGUACACCCAGACCCCAUGGUGACCGUGGCCCAUAUGGUGCGGGCUGGGGGAGGAGUUUGGAUGGCCUUUAGUGAGGGCUCUUCUAUUCGCCUGUUCCACACUGAGACACUGGAGCAUCUGCAGGAAAUCAACAUCUCCACGCGAGUAUCUUUGCACAACCCAGGCCAGAAGAGCAUGCGUGUCACCAGCCUGCUCAUCUACCAGGGGCUGCUGUGGGUGGGCACUGUUCAGGGAAUCAUCAUCAUUCUGCCCGUGCCCAAACUGGAGGGCAUCCCCAAAAUAACAGGAAAGGGGAUGAUCUCUCUGAAUGCCCACUGUGGUCCGGUGGACUUCCUGGUUGCCACGUCCAGCACCCUGUCCCCAGAGCUACUGAAGAGGGAUUCUGUGGCGGACGGACCCGACUCUGCCUGCGGAGAGGAGGACCGCAGUUACUCCUCCUCCCAGGAGUCUCUGCCGCAAUCAGGCUCCUCCCAGGGGAGGGGGGGGGGCAAGGGGCUGGGUGUGCUGCUACAGUACAGGUUGCGCUCCACUUCGGGGUUGCCAGGGCGACCGCUAACGGUGAGGGGCGAUGAAGCAUCGGACUCCUCCCUGGAGUCUUUGGAGCACAGCCUGGAGGACGGGUCAAUCUAUGAGUUCAGUGACAACCCAGAAAUGUGGAUGCAGGGACGCCCCUGUGAGCGGGAUGGGGGGCGCAGGGACAGGAUGAUUUCGGCAGCGGUCAUAUCUGGGGGCAGGGGUUUCCACAGACUGAGGGAAGGGACAACGGAGCGGGCGGGGGUGGAGUCUUCAGAAACAACCCUGAUGAUGUGGGAACUACCACUGACAGUGUGAUCUGGGUAUCAACAUUCAGGCAGUGUAAUGCCAGGAACAUGAACCCUGUGAAAGCAGGACAUUAGUGCUGGCACAGAGCACAAGGCCAGGCUGAUUACUCUUUGUGUUAGGGAGCUCCUGCAUGCUCCAUCUGAGGAGACCUGCUGGUGACCUGUGAGGCAUGGGGCACUGCCAUCCCACUGGUGGAUCUGGAUGACCCUGCUUACUCAUUCUCAGCCACAGGCCCAGAGCCUUUCUUGUGACAGCUUAAACUGGUCCUCUCCGCUCCUUACAAGUAUGGAUAUGCCGAAAUCAAGCUUCAUCAGAGCUGACAGUGCUUGCCUCACACAGAUUUCUCUUCCACGGUUGACAGCCUUCCUUUGUGAGUAAGAAUGGACCACAUUGUUUUGAGAGUGACACUUUGUUGAAUCUACCAUGCUGCAAUGCCGAAGAUGGACCUCUUUUAUCUGAAGCCAUCUGUUUAGGGCUGAGAAAAGCUGAGAAACUACUGUAGGUGUUAUUUAGUUAUAUUAGUUCAGAAAACCUCAAGCACUCCCUGGCAAUGUGAAAUAUGUGAAAUGUCUGUCAAUGUGUCACAAGUGAAUCUGUGCUUUUAGAAAAAUGAAAGUGUGUUGGACGCUGACUGUGAGUCCUUAGUCGUCUGAUUUUUUUUCUACUGCAUAAAUAGGUAGGUUAUCUGAGAUAUGAGAGGGAAAAGAAGGCAAUGUCUUUGUGUCCUGGUCUAUCAGAGUUUAGUAGUUUUACAUUUAAAUGUUCCCAUUUGUAUUACUACAAAGUGCAAAAUGCACACCAUACAUGUUUCUUGUGGAUGACGAUGAUAUUGUCCAUUUUAAGUCAGUUAAAGCAAAUACAUAUCCACACCAGCAUGAUAAUAUGCAUUUAACCUACGUUACACAUCAAAAGGCCUACUGAAUUCAGUACAAAAGACAACGGCUACAACUGCUGCAGCCACCCAGACGUCAUUAGUGGCUGUGUGGAGGCACCUAAAAUGGAGAAUGCUUUGAAUGGGUUUUUGUGGCAAUUUAACACACACAAACCUUUGAUAAAUCUAUCCCCUAGUGUCUUUAAGCAUUUUUAUCUCCUUUCCUUCACUCCCUGUUUGAAGCCAUUGCCAUCGGUGGUUUGGUGUGCUAACAGAGACAUGGUAAUCUCCUGCCCUGUUUCUGUUUCUAUUUUAUUCUGCUACAACGGAAAUGGCCUACCUUUGACAAUGUCUUUGAAAAUAGUUGAUUGACAAAUUAAUUGAGAUGUUUGGCUAUGAAUGCAUGGUGUUGAAGACUUAGUGUUAUUUUGCGUUUCCUAUGCUGCUGGAUGGAAAUGAUGGUUGAUUCCAUAUUUUGUCACCACUUCUGUAGAAUAUGUUGUAAAAUUCCCUUUACAUCUGAAUACCCGAGUUCUCUUUUUCAUCCCAGUAGAAGGUCCUGCUUUCUAUAGUUCUGAAACAUUAUUUUAUUUUACUUCGUCUCCCCGGCAUUAAAAUACAGUUGCUUUGUUUAACAGGUCAGGGUCAACAGAAAACAUAACUCAGUACAGUGUUGCGUUGUUUCUAUAAAAAUGUACAGUGCACAUGAGAAAAGCUGUUGAAAGCGUACUGUACAAGACUUGUUUAGUGUUCCUAUGAUAAUACUAUUCUACAACACUAUGCUGGAGGUCACCCACAUGUCAAGGUUAUUUAGAUGUAGCCAGAGUGUAUGAUUGAGUAACCUUUAUGUAGUAUACAUCAUUGGCGGUAGGUGCCGUUUAAGAUGAGGGAGGCUAAUCUUUUUUUUUUUAAUGAGAAUGGCCUUAUUUCUAUUACAACAUAUUGGAGGACUGUCAUUCACAUUCUAUUCACCCAGCUCAAUGUAACAUUGAUAGGUUUAGGCUACUACAUGAUACUCAAAUGUUCCCUAUACCCAUCAUGAGGUUACAACCUAGCUUCCGAAUUAAAGUUUACGACGUACAUGUAGGUGCACAGGUUGAGAGAGAAAUUACAUAUUCAAUAUCGCCUUGCAGACUCUUGACUGCAUCUAGUUGAUCUAGGGUGUAAUCAUUAGUCCAACAGUUGCAAAUUAGAGUUUCUGUUGGACAAAUUCAGGUACGUUUAUCCCCGUUUCAUUCUGUUUGCUUCCAUUUAAGUUUUUCAAAAGAAUCGGCAAAAUGAAUACACCCCUGACCACCGCAAACACAGUUCACUUUCAUAGCAGCCACAUACAAACAGCAUGAUCAUUUGCUUGUUGUAUAAUUCCUUCUCGCAUCUACAGUACGCAUUCUCAUCAUCUUAUACUUUCCCUUUCUCUUGUGGGAUUCAUAUCUUAAUGUGUAUCUUAAUGUGUGUCCGUCCUCUCAUCCUUUCCCAUCAUUUUAGCCUCAAUAUUAUUUUAUCUAUUCACACUCAUAAAUGGAGAUUGUCUAUUAUAACUUUACACUCAUACUAACCAUGCUGUCUGUUCCUAUAAAACAAAAUUUGCAGCUACUAGAAGCUACCCAUACUUUGACUCAUUCACAUAAUUGAAAAUAAUGUGCCCUUAUAAUAUUAUAGACUUUGACACCCCUGUGGUAGAGAAAGAGGCUUAUGAUAAGUCACUCGGUUUAACUUUUGAACAUCAUGAAAUAAUGUGACUCAGUUGUAUACGUGGAUAGAGUGAGAGGUCUAACAUUAGAUGUACAGUAUAAUGUUAAGUUACAUUGCACAUAUAAAACAAUGCUUAACUCCAUUAAAUGUCAAUUCCAAUUGCCCUUUGGUACGUUAAUGAAUACAUGUUUAUAUACUGUACUUUAAAAGUGUUUCAUAAUUCAUGUGUAAUAUGUCAAUGUUAAAUAAAUACUUCAUA
Molecule: messenger RNA, 5995 nt
Organism: Oncorhynchus mykiss (rainbow trout)
Lineage: Eukaryota; Metazoa; Chordata; Actinopteri; Salmoniformes; Salmonidae
Product: rho guanine nucleotide exchange factor 10-like protein
Biological process (GO): SREBP signaling pathway; positive regulation of stress fiber assembly; actin cytoskeleton organization
Cellular component (GO): cytosol
Molecular function (GO): guanyl-nucleotide exchange factor activity; protein binding
Source: RefSeq, a predicted model, not a curated record